Thunnus maccoyii (southern bluefin tuna) is the source of this 2124-nucleotide messenger RNA. RefSeq names its product E3 ubiquitin-protein ligase TRIM21-like. The transcript has a single exon. The coding region runs from base 1 to 1638 and encodes 545 amino acids. Gene Ontology annotation, molecular function: zinc ion binding; protein binding. NCBI's taxonomy places the organism in Eukaryota, Metazoa, Chordata, Actinopteri, Scombriformes, Scombridae. The record is from RefSeq and is a predicted model, not a curated record.
AUGUCUGCUGCCAGCUGUCUGCGAUCUGAAGAUCAGUUUCUGUGCUGCAUCUGUCUGGAUGUGUUCACUGAUCCAGUCACCACACCAUGUGGACACAACUUCUGUAAAAACUGCAUCACUGAACACUGGAACAGUAAUGACCAGUACCUGUGUCCCAUGUGUAACAAGGUUUUCAACACAAGACCUGAGCUUCACGUCAACACUUUCAUCUCUGAGAUGGUUUCUCAGUUCAGACAGGAAGCUCAACAGAAAGCCAGCAGCAGCUCAGAGCAACAAGCUGCCAAACCAGGAGAAGUUCCCUGUGACAUCUGUACUGGAACCAAACUGAAGGCCCUGAAGUCCUGUCUGGUGUGUCUGACCUCCUACUGUGAGACUCACCUGGAGCCUCAUCUGACAAUAUCACGCCUGAAAAGACAUCAGCUGAUGGACCCUGUGGAGAACCUGGAAGACAGGAUGUGUAUGAAGCACGAUAAACCUCUGGAGCUGUUCUGUAAGACCGACCAGACAUGUGUCUGCAUGCUCUGCUCUGUUUUAGACCACAAGACACAUGAGUUUGUUCCUCUGAAAGAAGAAUAUGAAGGAAAGAAGGCAGAGCUGGGGAAGACAGAGGCUGAAAUUCAGCAGAUGAUCCAGAAGAGACGACUGAAGAUUCAAGAGAUCAAACACUCAGUUGACCUCAGUAAGGAAGAUGCAGACAGAGAGAAAGCAGAAGGUGUUCAGGUCUUCACCGCUCUGAAGGAGUCUGUUGAGAGAAGCCUGAAUGAGCUCAUUGAGAUGAUUGAAGAGAAGCAAAGAACGACAGAGAAACAGGCUGAAGACUUCAUCAAAGAGCUGGAACAGGAAAUCUCUGAGCUGAUGAAGAGAAACUCUGAGGUGAAGCAGCUCUCACGCUCUGAAGACCACCUCCACCUCCUCCAAAACUUCCCGUCCCUGAAAGCUGCUCUACCCACCAAGAACUGGACAGACGUCAGCGUCCAUCCAUCAUAUGAGGGGACUGUGGUGAGAGCUGUGACUCAGCUGGAGGAGACGCUCAGUAAAGAGAUGAAGAAGCUGGUUGAGGCUGAGCUGAAGAGGGUCCAGCAGUAUGCAGUGGAUGUGACUCUUGAUCCUGAUACAGCACAUCGUAAACUCAUCCUGUCUGAUGAUGAGAAACAAGUAAAUCAUGGUGAUGUGAAGAAGAAUCUCCCAAACAACCCAGAGAGAUUCUCUUACUGUGUUUGUGUUUUAGGAAAGCAGAGUUUCUCUUCAGGCAGAUUUUACUUUGAGGUUCAGGUUAAAGGGAAGACUGAAUGGGAUUUAGGAGUGGUCAGAGAGUCGAUCAACAGGAAGGGAAAAAUCACACCAAGACCUCAGGAUGGUUACUGGACUAUAUGGUUGAGAAAUGGAAAUGAGUACAAAGCUCUCACUGGUCCUUCAGUCCGUCUCUCACUGAAGUCUCAGCCUCAGAAGGUGGGGGUGUUUGUGGAUUAUGAGGAGGGUCUGGCCUCCUUUUAUGACGUAGAUGCUGCAGCUCUUAUCUACUCCUUUACUGGCUGCUCCUUCACUGAGAAACUCUACCCAUUCUUCAGUCCCUGUCCUAAUGAUGGUGGUAAAAACUCCGCCCCUCUGAUCAUCUGUCCUGUCAAUCAAACUGAGUAGAGUAAUCACCUGUUUUAUGUCAUAAAAUGUGUCUUUGUUUUUGAAGAGAGUAAAUAUACAAACACAUUCUUGUUUAUUAUGAGAAAAACACAAACUAGGAUUUCUAUCUAAAAUUAAAUCUCUAUUUAAACAUCUGAUCAAAUCCGGGAUUUUAUCGUUCUAGUGUUGACUUUUGUCAAUAAACCGAAAACUAAACCCUACAUCAUGAAAUAGUUAGCUAUUAGCUUAGCUUACUAACAUUUCUAAUAUAAAUGAUCCAAUUAAAUCAAGUGGAUAUCUUUCACCGUUACAGUCUUUUUAGUGCCAAAGUUCCUCUUUUUGUUACUAUACUUCCACCGCAGCUCAACAGGGAAACACUGUCCGAGGAAACACAAAGAGGGAAUUUGAUGCUAAAAAGAUUUUCGGGUCAGUGGUUACGGUCCAGGAAAUGAAUGUAAGUCUAUGUAAUGUCCCCAAAAGUGACCACUGUGUGUGUAUGUGUGUGUG